AUGGCUCCUGUUUCGUAUAUCACGCUCGUCGUAUCGGCGCUCACCCUUCUUCUCCCGCGUAAGGGUGCAGAUGCCUUUGUGCAUCCUCGUCCGGCUCUGCCUCGGAGUCGACAGCAGCAGCAGUCGAUAAUGGUCAUGAGCGCGACUAGGAGGGCUUUCUUGAGUGAUCAGCUGGUUGGGGCAAUCGGGGCGGGAGUAUUAGGGCUGGGAUUGGCGACGGAGCGAGCGACAGCGUACGAGAAAGAGUAUCUGAAAGAGCCUACGGCGGAGUUCAAGGCGAUGGAGGCUCGGCAAGCUGAUUUUUCUGCUGCUCAACGGGCAUACAAGCAAGAGUUCGUAAAAAAACUGGACGCGUUCCUCGCUGUUGAGACAGACGAAGAAGCGGUUUCGACCUUGAACGCAAUGUCAAACACGGUCAUCCAACGUGGUGGGUUGCCGGAAAGCGUUCGCAUCAACGAUCUGUUGAAGACAUGCAGGAGGAAAAAGGCGGCGAUGAAAGACAGUGGCAAGUGGUCCACGCCAGUUCAAAUCGCAUACGAGACCCUUGUUCAAACGACAAACCGAACGGUUGUCCCUCUGCAGAGUGGGAGCUAAUCAUACGGCCAUCCCUGUGAAGAGGGAGUUAAGAAGUGAAGAUACGUAGCAGUUAGGUAGCUUGGCCUGUUACGAAGAGCAGUACGCUGCCAAGCGGGAGGGGGGAGGGUGGGGAAGCCAUUGGUUGUGUUCGGCACGAGAGAAGUGGUUCUUUUCCCAAAAAAGCAGGCUCCGUGCAUUUUUGCGUCGAGUAAAUAAGAAAAUAUAGACAAGUUAAAGUUUUUGAGAUUGCCGUUGUUUUCGUGAGGCAAGCACCACGAAUGUGUCACUCUUGAAAAAGAAGCCUGCAGUCACCAGGCGUGCCCCAGCUAGAGCGCCUCGAUCGAGACAGCUUGAAUUCUCGAAUGAAGAACGACGGGGUUCGUUACACUAGACUGAGGAUUUUGGUGCGGGUGAACGGGACGCCCGAACGAGAAAACGCGUUAUGAUUCGAGGUGGAACGAGCUGUACUCGUUUGUUUUUGCAUGUGUCAGGGGUGACAGGGCAUGCCAUAUUUGCCGGGCAGAUACUGGUUCAAAAGAUCAGGAAUGUACACGAUAGCCCUAGGUGACAAGUACCGGGUAGAUCCGUGUGCGCACCUAGUGUAGUUUGUGAAACACUAAACGAUUAGUUGGAACGUCGUCUCUCUCUAAAACAAAACCCUACAUCGCUCGAAAAAAAAUUCCUUCCCUCGGAAAAGAGUGGAUUUGAUCCUUCACGCGGUUCACGCGGCCACGACUUCCUCUUCGGCCGGUUCUUUGUCAACCCAGCGACCGUUCGCCUUGAUGAGAUCAAUCAGGGCGUCGCAGGCCUCCUCGUUGGGGAUUCCUUUUUGCACCAUCUCCUUGCCCACGUAAAGAUCCACCUUUCCAGGUGCCCCACCCACGUAUCCGAAAUCGGCAUCUGCCAUCUCUCCCACGCCGUUUACGAUGCAACCCAUGAUGGCAAUGGCAACCCCCGGCAAGUGCCCGGUCUUUUCAGCUAUCUGCGCUGUCACCUCUUGAAGAUCGAAGAGGGUUCGUCCGCAGCUCGGGCAAGACACGUACUCCGUUUUCGUGUUGCGCAUGCGGCAUCC
Ectocarpus siliculosus is the source of this 1648-nucleotide messenger RNA. Lineage: Eukaryota; Phaeophyceae; Ectocarpales; Ectocarpaceae. The record is from the annotation of a GenBank genome assembly.